CACUUGCCAUGAACGUUCUGUUUGCGUUGUCUGCUCUCUUCGCUGCCUCCACGACCGUUGUCGCCCAACAAGAAAUUGUCGGCGGCACGGAAGCUGCGAUUGGCCAGCACUUGUACGUGACUGGUUAUCGCCGGACCGAGACGGGGGCUGCUUCGUGUGGAUCAAGUUUGAUCGCCCCCAACGUCGUCUUGACCGCCGCCCACUGCAUCGGAAGUCUCAACUUUGUGUCGAUCGGGUCGCACUACAGAAGCGGCACCAAAGACGGUGAGCGCAUCAAGGUGAAGCAAGCGAUCAAGCACCCCAAGUACAACGCCGCCACCACGAGCCAUGAUUUUGCCAUCUUGAUCUUGGAAAAACCGUCCAAGUUCCCUCCGGUCGAGGUCUCGUUUGACACGGUGGCGCCUGGCACCCCCACGAUUGUGCGCGGGUGGGGCCGUACGUCUUCGGGCGGAGUGACUUCUGAAGUGCUGCUGGAAGUCGGCGUGGAUUCCAUCAGCAACGACCAAUGCGCCAAGCUGUUGACCGGAUACACCGUGAAUGAAGCCAUGCUGUGUGCGGGCGGCAAGUUGGGCGAAGAUUCGUGCCAAGGCGACUCUGGUGGACCGUUGACGGUGGAAACCAACGGAACUGCCAAGUUGGUGGGAGUGGUCAGCUGGGGCAUCGGAUGUGCCCAGCAGGACAAGCCUGGUGUGUAUAGUCGCAUCUCCAUCGCCCGCGACUUUAUUGAACCCUUCAUCACCACGUCCCCCACCGCUGUCCCCAUUACGACCAACGCUCCUACUGUGGCCCCCACGACUGCUCCUACCGCAGCCCCUAUCACCAGCAAUGCCCCUACCACCAGCAACGUCCCUACUGCAGCCCCUACCGCAGCCCCGAUUACCACGAACCCUACUGUGGCUCCUAUUACCACUGCCAAAGUUUCUACGGUGGCCCCCACUGACGCCCCUACGACUGUCUCGCCGUCCAAGUGCGGUGGCUGCUCUAGGUGCUUCUACCCUACGCUGAACCACUGCUUCCCCCCUGCGUACACUCAAACAAUCUGUGCCACGUACGCGAGCUUGGGAGCGUACUGGUGCGGCAACUAGUUGUAUUACAACGUAGUACAUGUAUUGCUGCAGAGCGAUAAGUAUGCUGUCAAUAAACUUGAAUGUGUGUGAAACCGA
This is a messenger RNA of Aphanomyces astaci, 1163 nucleotides long. RefSeq lists its product as hypothetical. The transcript has a single exon. Gene Ontology annotation, biological process: proteolysis. Gene Ontology annotation, molecular function: serine-type endopeptidase activity. NCBI's taxonomy places the organism in Eukaryota, Oomycota, Saprolegniomycetes, Saprolegniales, Verrucalvaceae. Bases 9 to 1085 code for a protein of 358 amino acids. The record is from RefSeq and is a predicted model, not a curated record.